AUGCUUCUUAAAGACCUGAUUACUAUUGCUAUUGCACUUUUUAUUAUUCGCUAUCCAGUGUUAGACUCUGAUGAUAUGAUUUUCCGCAUUCCUCUGAUCUUUGAUACCUUAUUCGUGCCUAUUAUCAAAAAAAGUUCAAAACUCUGCAGUCAGACGUUUUAUACGAUUUCGUGUACAAUAAGCAAAAGAAUAAAUAAUAAGGCAAGUGGUGAGAAGAACAUUGAGAACAAAUAUCAGCUUAAUAAGAUAAUAUCAAAAAUUAAGCCAAAUGAGAAUAAUGAGUGUGAAAUCUAUCUCUCUAUUCAGAUUGAAGGCAGAAAAGCGUAUGGUGACUGGGAGUUAGCAGAAGUUCUUCAGCAAUUCCUAAAACAUCAGGGAUCAUUUUUGGCUGAUAUUGGCCAAUUUAAUAUUAUUGAACUUCCAGAUCAAGACCCUUCUAUCGAAUCUGAUGCACUCCAGAUGUUUAUCAAAGACCUAAAGCAAAAAAGGAAUAAUUUUCAUAUUAUUAAUGCAAAUGAGAUAAUAUGCAGAGAAUUUAUCUUUUUAUUCAUAAAUAGCGCAGUAACUCAUGUGCGAUCAAAAAAAAGUAAACUUCAGCUUAAAACUGAAGAAUGGAUUAAUGAAAGUUGUGAAUAUAAGCCUAUUGUCUACUCUGUCAAUUUAG
Molecule: messenger RNA, 664 nt
Organism: Funneliformis caledonium
Lineage: Eukaryota; Fungi; Glomeromycota; Glomeromycetes; Glomerales; Glomeraceae
Source: the annotation of a GenBank genome assembly